Molecule: messenger RNA, 2150 nt
Organism: Betta splendens (Siamese fighting fish)
Lineage: Eukaryota; Metazoa; Chordata; Actinopteri; Anabantiformes; Osphronemidae
Product: E3 ubiquitin-protein ligase TRIM39-like
Exons: 2
Coding region: 52-1887 (611 amino acids)
Molecular function (GO): protein binding; zinc ion binding
Source: RefSeq, a predicted model, not a curated record
ACCAAUCAGGUGGUGGAGCAUGUCGGACCAGUCUGUCUUUAACGCAGUCUCAUGACAUGGGAAAAACCGAAACUACGGCGAAUUCGCCCACACUCUUCUUGUUACUCUGGAAAACCAACGCGUGCGCCAACGCAAACUCAAAGGAAAUGGGAAGAUCUUAAGUUGAAGAUAAGUGAGGACUCCACCCAUUCAGACAUGGCCUCCAGCAUCAGCAUGUCGGAGGAGCAGUUCCUCUGUUCCAUCUGUCUGGACACGUUCACUCGGCCCGUUUCCACUCCGUGCGGACACAACUUCUGCCUGGCCUGCAUCACGCGUUACUGGGACGACGCGCCGCUCUGCCAGUGCCCGCUCUGCAAGGAGACGUUCCAGACGAGGCCGCACCUCAAGGUCAACACCUUCAUCUCGGAGCUCGCGUCGCAGUUCCUGCUGCUUCAGGUGACGGACGCGCGGGCGUGGAGCUCGGAGCGGCCGCCGGCGAACUCUGGCGCCGCGGUGCUCUGCGACGUUUGCACCGACGCCCAGCGGGGGGCCGUGCGGUCAUGUCUGGAGUGUGUGACCUCCUACUGCGACCUGCACCUGGAGCCGCACCACCGGGCUGCAGGACUGAGGGGGCACACGCUGGUCGACCCUCUGGAAGAUCUGGAGGCCCGGAUGUGCAAGGAGCACAACCGCCUCCUCAGGUUGUUUUGUCGAAGGGACAACGUUUUGCUGUGCGACGUCUGCAGCAGGUUACGCAACUUGAGUCACCACGUCGUUCCCGUGCAGCAGGCGUUCAGAGAGAUGAGAGACGAGCUGGAGGUCGCGGACGCCAGGGCGCGGGAGAUGAUCCGCGAGAGGCAGGAGAAGGUGCAGGCGACGAGGGCGUCGGUGCAGCAGAGCCAGAGGGACACCGGCGCCGCCAUCGCACGGAGCACGGAGGAGCUGGCGGCGCUGGCGUCUGAGAUCCAGAGGAGCCAGGCGGAGCUGGUGCAGGUGAUGGAGGAGAGGCAGAAGGCGGCGGAAGAAGAAGCGGAGGGCUUCAUCGGCUGCUUGGAGCGGGACGUGGCCCAGCUGGAGGCGGCGCGGGGGAGGCUGAGGGAGCUGGAGGCGGGAGGGGACCAGCUCCGCUUCCUCCAGGAGGUCCCCGACGCCUGCGUCCUGCCCCGGACCGCUGACCCGACCUCCUUCAGCUUUGACAGGCACGUCUGGCUGCAUCAAAUCCGCACGUGUUUGAGCAGCUCCGUGUCUCAGUUGCAGGCGGUGCUGAAUAACAUCAACGCACAAAUGAGUGAGUUCUCCGGCAGCGAGGACGCAUCUGACACUACGCUGGAGUACAUGCAGCAGCACAAGGUCAACGUGGUGCUGGACGCUUCCACAGCUCACCCGCAGCUCAUUUUGUCUGAUGACAGGAAGGAGGUGAGGUUCAGCAUGAGCCUGGUUCUGUGGCGGUUCCAGAACCUGUACCGAAGCCCCAACACGUUCACGGAGAACCUUGCCGUCCUGGGAGAGCAGGGCUUCAUGUCCUGCAGGUUUUACUUUGAGGUGUUCGUCGGGAGAAAGACCGAGUGGUGCCUGGGCGUGGCCAAGGCCUCGGUGCAGAGGAGAGGACCCAUGGUCCAAACACCCCACAACGGAGUCUGGUCUCUGUGGUUCAAGAAGGACAGGUUUGAGACGCUUAGCUAUCAAGAUGUGCCGGUGUGCUGGGGGAAGGUGGAACGAGUGGGAGUUUUUGUGGAUUACAAUCGAGGUCAGGUCUCGUUCUUUAAUGUUCAGACUGAGACACUUAUUUACUCCUUUACAGAGUGUCACUUUACAGAAGCUUUGCAUCCGUACUUCAACACAGGUGACAAUGAGUACGGCUCCAACCUGGACCCCAUGGUCAUUGUUCCUGUCGGUCAAAUGCGUUAACAGCUAAAAUGCAGCCAAAUUUUAGUGUGACUUUGUUGGGAUAUAUCUGUGCACUCUUGCUCACUAUUAAAGGGAAGUGUUGAAAAUGUUCUGUGUGUUUCUGCUGGAGACAUUACGGUACGUUAAAAGGUACAGUAUGGUACGUCUUUUUUGGUUCUUCCUAAAUGCACCUGUAAUGUAUGUAACUUGUAACGUGUGUCGGAUGGACAGAGCUGACAGAGCAGAUGAGUAGAUUCUUUUUAUCUUAAAGAAAUGAAUAAGUA